Punica granatum (pomegranate) is the source of this 2197-nucleotide messenger RNA. The record is from RefSeq and is a predicted model, not a curated record. Lineage: Eukaryota; Viridiplantae; Streptophyta; Magnoliopsida; Myrtales; Lythraceae.
CUUUCGUACCAUGAAAAAGACACAAAAUGUUUAAAAUUUCUCUCUCUCUCUCUCUGGCCUGCGUUUCUCUCUCUAGACCUAAUCCCUCCAAGUUAAAGUGUCUUCCCCGAAGCCGGAGCUAAGCGCCAAUUGCAGCUCUUCGCAGUCAAGCAACCAAAGAAACGUAAAAGCCGAUUUUCUUGCACCCAUCUCACAGUCUGAAAGUAAAGUUGUGAGCUUUGCUUUGCUUUCUAUCUAGUACUUAAUAUUCUUCUUCUUCUGCCCCUUUUUGAUUUUAUGGGGGGCUCAAGAAAUUGUAUUCAAUUCAAAAAGUUGCCCCUUUUCUGCCUGCCGUCGGGCUGUAACCUUUGCAUAUCAAAUGCUUGAACCACCCAGAACGCCAUUUCGGGAAAAAGCAGUGGUAGCUCAAGCGAGGAAGCUUUGAAGUGGGCGAUCUUGAGGUGGGUGGGGAUAGAAUUGAGUUGGGUUUGAUGCUGGGAGAGGAGUGAUUGGAAAGAUGGUGGUGAGGAAAGUGGGGAAAUAUGAGCUCGGCAGGACGAUCGGGGAAGGGACCUUCGCGAAGGUGAAGUUCGCGCAGAACACCGAGACCGGCGAGAGCGUUGCCAUGAAGGUGCUCGAUCGGAGCACCAUCAUCAAGCAUAAGAUGGUCGAACAGAUCAAGAGGGAAAUAUCAAUUAUGAAGCUCGUGAGGCAUCCCUAUGUUGUUCGUCUCCAUGAAGUUCUCGCAAGCCGAACAAAGAUUUACAUAAUCUUGGAGUAUAUUACAGGUGGAGAGUUGUUCGACAAAAUAGUUCAUCAUGGACGUCUCAGUGAGGCCGAAUCUCGGAAAUAUUUUCAACAGCUUAUUGAUGGCGUGGACUAUUGCCACAGUAAGGGUGUGUACCACAGAGAUUUAAAGCCAGAAAAUCUCUUACUCGAUUCCCAAGGAAACUUAAAAAUUUCGGACUUUGGCCUCAGUGCAUUGCCUGAACCAGGAGUAAGCCUCCUUAAGACAACAUGUGGGACCCCCAACUACGUAGCACCUGAGGUGCUCAGUCAUAAGGGCUAUAAUGGAGCUGUGGCUGAUGUUUGGUCUUGCGGAGUCAUCCUUUAUGUUUUGAUGGCCGGAUAUCUCCCGUUUGAUGAACUUGAUCUCACGACAUUGUACAGUAAGAUUGAGCGUGCAGAAUUUUCAUGCCCGUCAUGGUUUCCUGUUGGAGCAAAAUCAUUGAUUCACAGAAUCUUAGAUACGAAUCCAGAAACUCGGAUUACUAUUGAGCAGAUCAGAAAUGAUGAGUGGUUCAAGAAAGGUUAUGUUCCAGUGAGACUCCUUGAAUAUGAAGAUGUGAACUUAGAUGAUGUGAAUGCUGCAUUCGAUGAUGAUGAGAGACAGAAGUCGACUGAGGAAACUGGCAAUGAAGACUUAGGUCCAUUGAUUUUGAAUGCCUUCGACUUGAUAAUUUUAUCUCAGGGUUUAAAUCUCUCAACACUCUUCGACAGGGGCCAGGAUUCUAUCAAAUAUCAAACUCGGUUCAUCACUCAGAAGCCUGUGAAGGUGGUCUUAUCUAGUAUGGAAGUUGUGGCACAAUCCAUGGGUUUUAAGACGCAUAUUCGAAAUUAUAAGAUGAGGGUGGAAGGACUUUCUGCAAUCAAGACUUCUCAUUUCUCUGUUAUUCUCGAAGUUUUCGAGGUCGCGCCCACAUUUUUCAUGGUCAACAUCCAAAAGGCAGCUGGGGAUGCCACCGAGUACCUCAAGUUCUACAAGAAUUUUUGUAGCAAUCUCGAGGACAUCAUCUGGAAACCUCCUAGCGAGUCAACCAAGACGAGGAUCACCAAGUCUAAGAGCAAGAAGCGUUGAUGCAGACCUGAUGACCUCUUCGGCAUAGUUAAUGUGUAUCAUUAUUUGAUACUAGUUGUAAUAUAGUAAGCUGAGUUGUUGAGCUGAGGUCACUUAGUCUUAGAGGAUGCCGUGUGUGAUAGAUCACCAUAUUGAUAAUUUGAUAUGACUAACCUUUAGCUUUGUUGGGUAUCACAAGAUUAAGGAGACAUGAUCACACUUUCUGUAAAAUUUUGUAAGAGAGAGUGAUAAAUUGAGAAUUUGCUUUGGACAAACAGACACCAUCGCAGUCGCUGGACGAAAGAUGGCUUGUACGAACGGUUGGCGAUGCCCUUUGGGCUAACUAAUGCUCCAAGUACCUUCAUAAGAUUGAUGACGCAC